AUGAUAUCACAGAACCAACAAAGAGCAGAGCUGCUUCAGGCAGAAGUCGACGAAGCCACCGAGAGCUAUUUCAGACUCCGAAUUGAUGGAACGAUCAGAUAUCUCACCAUCAACCCUGGCUUAUAUAGCGAAGACACAAUGUGUUUUGGUCCAUCAUUGCUUCCAAGCCUACCAGAUUUUCCCACUGGGGACUGGAAUGAUGCCCUCGUUACUAGGAAUCCAGGGACUGGUAAACCGCACUUUGAGAGCGUGGGUCGUACCAAGUUCCCCAGCGUUGUCAACACCUGGCAUGGAACAUUGGUCGAUUAUCUGGAUAUCACAGUGAAAGAAAGAAUUCAUACAGGCAUCUAUGCAAUUGAGUCCCCAAUAUUUGACAUAGACGCCAUCAUCAAGUUCGUACGUUUCGAGUGGGAGACAGGGUAUCUCGAGAACGAAACAACGGCAUAUCAGUGGAUUGAUGGCCAUGGCAUUGGGCCCCGGUUCCUCGGCCAUUUGACUGAAGACGGCCGUGUGAUCGGAUUUGUCGUCGAGCGGAUUACCGGUGGACGACAUGCAGGGCCACAGGACCUAGAGCUUUGCCAACAAGCACUCUCUAGGCUUCAUGCACUGGGGAUCCGGCACGGUGACACGAACCGGUUCAACUUUCUCAUACGCGAGUCAAGGGCCGUUAUAAUCGACUUUGAUACGGCUCGGAAGUGUGACGAUCAAGAGGCACUCCGCAAGGAGAUGGAUGAUCUGCCCGGGUUCCUAGAAUCUACAUCGAGAGCAGGCGGUGGAGGAUUUAUUUGA
This is a messenger RNA of Arthroderma uncinatum, 789 nucleotides long. RefSeq lists its product as uncharacterized. The transcript has a single exon. Bases 1 to 789 code for a protein of 262 amino acids. Lineage: Eukaryota; Fungi; Ascomycota; Eurotiomycetes; Onygenales; Arthrodermataceae. The record is from RefSeq and is a predicted model, not a curated record.